GCUGCGCCGCCGAGCGGGAUUGGCCGGGCGCGGGGGGCGGCGGUGACGGCGGGGCUGCCUGGCCGGGCGCUCUGCGGCGCGCACCGGGCCCGGAUGCUGCGGGAGCCGGCGCCGGGACGUUAAACUCCCCGAUGGCCAACGGAGCAGCCGAGCUGGAUAACAUGGAGGUGCAGCUGCAGAACAACAACACCCGCUGGGAGAACACGGAUAACCAGGCCUGGGAUGACACCACAGCCACCGCCAAGCUGUUCGAGUGCUCCCGCAUCAAAGCACUCGCCGAUGAGCGCGAGGCCGUGCAGAAGAAAACCUUCACCAAGUGGGUGAAUUCGCACCUGGCCCGGGUGUCCUGCCGCAUCAGCGACCUCUACGCCGACCUCCGCGAUGGCUACGUGCUGACCAAGCUGCUGGAGGUGCUGUCCGGGGAGCAGCUGCCCAAGCCGACGCGCGGGCGCAUGCGGAUCCACUCGCUGGAGAACGUGGACAAAGCCCUGCAGUUCCUGAAGGAGCAGCGGGUGCACCUGGAGAACGUCGGCUCGCACGACAUCGUGGACGGGAACCACCGCCUGACGCUGGGGCUCAUCUGGACCAUCAUCCUGCGGUUCCAGAUCCAGGUGAUUAAAAUUGAGACGGAAGACAACAGGGAGACCCGCUCGGCCAAGGACGCGCUGCUGCUCUGGUGCCAGAUGAAGACGGCAGGGUACCCGGAAGUGAAUAUCCAGAACUUCACCACCAGCUGGAGAGACGGGCUGGCUUUCAACGCCCUGAUCCACCGGCACAGGCCAGAGAUCAUCGACUUCAGCAAACUCACCAAAUCCAACGCCACUUACAACCUGCAGCAGGCCUUCAGCGUGGCCGAGCAGCAGCUGGGCCUGACCAAGCUGCUGGACCCGGAAGACGUGAACAUGGAGAGCCCGGAUGAGAAGUCCAUCAUCACCUACGUGGUCUCUUUCUACCACUACUUCUCCAAAAUGAAGGCCCUCGCGGUGGAGGGGAAGAGGAUUGGGAAGGUGCUGGACCAGGCGGUGGAGAUCGAGAAGCUCAUGGAGCGGUAUGAGCUGCUGGCGGCCGAGCUGCUGGCGUGGGUCGAGCGCACCGUCGGCAUCAUCAGCAACCAGAAGUUCGCCAACUCCCUGGCCGGGGUGCAGCAGCAGCUCCAGGCCUUCACCACCUUCUGCACCCUGGAGAAGCCGGUCAAGUUCCAGGAGAAGGGGAACCUGGAGGUCCUGCUGUUCAGCAUCCAGAGCCAGCUGCGCGCCCAGGGCCGCAAACUCUACGUGCCCAGCGAGGGCCGGGGCAUCGCCGACAUCAACAAGGCCUGGACCCGGCUGGAGAAGGUGGAGCACGAGCGGGAGGUGUCGCUGCACAACGAGCUCAUCCGGCAGGAGAAGCUGGAGCUGCUGGCCCAGCGCUUCGACCACAAGGCCGGCAUGCGGGAGGCCUGGCUCGGCGAGAACCAGCGGCUGGUGGCGCAGGACAACUUCGGCUACGACCUGCCGGCGGUGGAGGCGGCCAUGAAGAAGCACGAGGCCAUUGAGGCGGACGUCUCGUCCUACGAGGAGCGCAUCCAGGUGGUGGUGGAGCUGGCGCUGGCCCUGGAAGCCGAGGGUUACUACGACGUGCGGCACGUCAGCACCCGGAAGGGCAGCAUCCUGCGCCAGUGGGGGCUGCUGACCGAGCUGGUGGCCGCCCGCAGGGCCCGCCUGGAGCAGAGCCUGGCCCUGCAGAGCAUCUUCCAGGAGAUGGUUUACAUGAUCGACUGGAUGGAGGAGAUGCAGGCCCCGCUGCUGUCGAGGGAGGUGGGGAAGCACCUGCUGGAGGUGGAGGACCUGCUGCAGAAACACGCCCUGCUGGAGGCCGACGUGGCUGCCCAGAACGAGCGGGUGCAGGCGCUCAACCAGGCCGCCCUGAAGUUCUGCGCGCUGGAGGGUUACCAGCCCUGCGACCCCCAGAUCAUCCGCAACCGCGUGACCCACGUGCAGACGUGCCUGGAGGAGCUGUGCCAGCGGGCGGCCCAGCGGCGCACGGAGCUGGAGGCCUCCCGCCAGCUGUGGGCCUUCUUCCAGGAGCUGGAGGAGGUGGAGGCCUGGGUGCGGGAGAAGGAGCAGAUCCUGGCCUCCAAGCCCUGUGGCCGGGACCUGAGCAGCGUGCUGCAGCUGAGCGGGCAGCACAAGCUGAUGCUGGGGGAGCUGGGCGGGCGCCGGGCCCUGCUGCACCAGGCCGGGAAGAAGGGGGAGCAGCUGCUGGCCACCCAGCGCCCCGGCGCGGCCCAGCUGCAGGAGAAGCUGCGGGAGGUGCGGCAGCGCUGGAAGAAGCUGGAGGAGGUGACGGGGACGCACCAGCAGAAGCUGCAGGAGGCUCUGAGCUUCUACCAGUUCAGCGCGGAGACGGACGACCUGCUGGCCUGGCUGCAGGACACCUACCGCCUGGCCUCCAGCGACGACUUCGGGCACGACGAGUACUCCAGCCAGGCGCUGCUCCGCAAGCACGCGGCCGUGGCGCAGGAGCUGGAGCGGCACCGGGCGCCCGUGCUGGCCCUGCGCGCCCAGCUGGCCCGGCUGGCCCCCCAGCACCACCAGGUGCUGGACGUGCAGAUCCGCAUUGUGGAGGUGGAGCAGCUCUACGGGGAGGUGGCCGAGGUGGCCGUGCUGCGGCACCAGUGGCUGCAGGACGCCCUGGCCGUGUACCGCAUGUUCGGCGAGGUCCGCGCCUGCGAGGGCUGGCUGGACGAGAAGGAGCAGUGGCUCUCCGGGAUGCAUGUGCCGCAGGAGCUGGAGGACGUGGAAGUGGUGCAACACAGGUUUGAGAGCCUGGACCAGGAGAUGAACAGCGUCAUGGGGCGCGUCCUGGACGUGAACGAGACCGUGCAGCAGCUGGUGGAGGGGGGCCACCCCAGCGCGUCCGAGGUGCAGUCCUGUCGGGACCACCUGAACGGCAGGUGGAACCGGGUGGUGGAGCUGGUGGAGCAGAGGAAGGAGCAUCUCAGCUCCGUCCUGAGGAUCCAGAACUACCUGCUGGAGUGCACCGAGAUCAAGGCGCAGCUCCGGGAGAAGCGCCGCGCUCUGGAGUCCAGCCAGUACAGCAGCGGCGACCUGGGGAACGUGCUGGCCUUGCAGCACAAACUCUCCGCCAUGGAGGCUGUCCUGGUGGUGCUGGAGCCCAAGCUCCUCGAGCUGCAGCAGGAGGGGGAGGCCUUGGCCACCGCCCACCCGGCCCAGGCGCUGACCGUCCUGCUGCACUUCGAGGAGAUCAGCGAGGAGUGGGAGGCCUUGAAGAACGCCCUGCAGGGCUGCGAGGACUCGCUCUCCGUGGCCAGCCGGCUGCAGCAGUUCAUCCAGGACCUGGACAACUUCCUGACCUGGCUGGUGAAGACCCAGGCGGCCGUGGCCUCGGAAGAGCUUCCCAGCAACCUGCCGGGGGCAGAGCGGCUGCUGAGCCAGCACGCGGCCCUCAAGGAGGAAAUCGACCGCUACGAGGAGGACUACACCAAGAUCCAGGCGGCCAGCGACCUGCUGGCCCUGGAGGAGGCCGACGUCCCCUGCCUCUCGCUCCAGCAGUGGCUGCAGAAGCUGGACGUGGGCUGGAACAAGCUGCUGCAGAUGUGGGAGAGCCGGCGGGAGGCGCUGGUGCAGGCGCACAUCUUCCACCUGUUCCUGAGGGACGUGCAGCAGGCUGAGGCGUGUCUCUACAGCCAGGCGUCCACCCUGGCCCACGCGGAGCUGCCCACCACGGUGGAGGCGGCGACGAAGGCCAUCAAGAAGCACAAGGAUUUCAUAACCACCAUGGAGCUGAGCGUGCCGAAGACGACGCUGGCUCUGCGGGCCGGGGAGAGCCUGGUGCGCCAGGGCAGCCCCUACAGCGAGCGCGCCCAGGAGGAGAUGGCAGCGCUCAGAGACAAGAGCCACCGGAACUUCCAGCUGGCCCAGGAGUGGAUGCAGCAGCUGAACGAUCACUUGGAUCUGCAGCGUUUCUUGCAGAACUGUCACGAGCUCGCCGGCUGGAUGGGGGAGAAGCGGCUCAUGGCCGGGGACCAGGCGGCCAAGCCCCAGGCGCGCUGGCUGCGGCACCAGGCGCUCCGGGCCGAGCUGGCGCAGAACCGCGAGUGGCUGGACAAGAUCGAGCAGGAAGGCCAGCAGCUCCUGGAGGAGAAGCCGGAGCUGGCCGGCUCGGUGAAGAAGCAGCUGGAGGAGAUCCGGCAGUGCUGGGUGGAGCUCGAGGGCACGUCGCAGGCCAGGGCACAGCAGCUCUUCGAGGCCAGCAAGGCGGAGCAGCUCGUGCAGAGCUACGCGGACCUGGACAAGAGGCUGGUGAACAUGGAGGGGCAGCUGCAGGCUGUGGAUGCUGGCGCCAGCCUGGCCACCGUCAACAACCAGCUGAAGAAACUCCAGACGAUGGAGGCGCAGAUGGAGGAGUGGUACAAAGAGGCCGGGCAGCUCCAGGCGCAGCUGGUCUCCCUGCCCCUGGAGCCGGCCAGCAAGGAGGCGCUGGACGAGAAGCAGAACGCGGUGGGGACGCAGAUUGUCCACCUCAUAGAGCCCCUGAAGGAGCGGAGGAGGGUCCUGCUGGCUUCCAAGGAGAUGCACCAGGUCUGCCACGACCUGGAGGGUGAGAUCAGCUGGGUCCAGGACCGGCUGCCGCUCGCCACCUUGCGAGAUCCCGGGAGCAACCUGCAGGCCGUGCAGCACUUCAUCAAGAAGAACCAGAACCUGCGGCGUGAGCUGCAGGUGCACCAGCCCCGGGUGGCCGAGGUGCUGGAGCGGGCGGGCGCCCUCGCCUCCAUGAAGAGCCCCGAGGUGGCCGGGGUGCGGCUGCUGCUGGAGAAGCUGCGGGAGCUGUGGGGGGCGCUGCAGGAGCAGACGGAGCAGCGCCAGCACCUGCUGGACGCCACCUACCAGGUGGAGCAGUAUUACUUCGACGCGGGCGAGGUGGAGGCCUGGCUCGGCGAGCAGGAGCUGCUGCUGAUGAACGAGGAGAAGGGCAAGGACGAGCAGAGCACCCUGCAGCUGCUGAAGAAGCACCUGCUGCUGGAGCAGAGCAUUGAGAACUACGAGGAGACGGUCGCCCAGCUGUCCCGCCAGUGCCGCGCCCUGCUGGAGCUGGGCCACCCCGACAGCGAACAGAUAAGUAGGCGGCAGUCUCAGGCUGACCGGCUCUACGUGUCUCUGAAGGACCUGGCGGAGGAGCGCAAGGCCGGGCUGGAGCAGCAGUACUGGCUCUACCAGCUCAGCCGCGAGGUGGACGACCUGGAGCACUGGAUCGCCGAGAAGGAGGUGGUGGCCGGGUCGCCGGAGCUGGGCCAGGACUUCGAGCACGUCACGCUGCUGCAGGAGAAGUUCACGGCGUUCGCCAGCGAGACGGGCAGCACGGGCCACGAGCGGCUCUCGGCCGUGAACCAGAUGGUGGACGAGCUGAUCGACUGCGGGCACGUGGACGCGGCCACCAUCGCGGAGUGGAAGGACGGGGUGAACGAGGCCUGGGCCGACCUGCUGGAGCUGAUGGAGACGCGGGCCCAGAUGCUGGCCGCCUCCCACGAGCUGCACAAGUUCUUCAGCGACUGCAAGGACCUGCUGGCCCAGAUCGAGGAGAAGAAGCAGCGGCUGCCGGAGGUGGCGGCUCGCGAGUCCCGCAGCUCCGCCGGGGCCCUGCAGCGGGUGCUCAGCUCCUUCGAGCACGACGUGCAGGUGCUGGUGAGCCAGGUGCGGCAGCUGCAGGAGGGGGCGGCCCAGCUGCGGACAGUGUAUGCCGGGGAGAACGCCGAUGCCAUCGCCACCAAGGAGCAGGACGUGCUGCGGGCGUGGAAGGAGCUGCUGGGCUCGUGCGAGGCGUGCCGGCUGCAGAUCACCACCACCACGGACAAGAUGCGCUUCACCAGCUUGGUGCGCGACCUCGUCUCCUGGAUGGACGACGUCAUCUGUCAGAUCGGCACCAGCGAGAAGCCCAGGGACGUCUCCUCGGUGGAGGUGCUGAUGAACUAUCACCAGGGGCUGAAGAGCGAGAUCGAAGCCCGGAGCCAGAGCAUCGCCGCCUGCGUGGAGCUGGGCAAGACUCUGGUGCUCAACAGAAGCCCCGUGGCCGAGGAGAUCAGGGGCCACCUGGAGAAGCUGCUGACCAAGAAGCAGGAGCUGAGCGACAAGUGGGACAAGCACUGGGAGUGGCUGCAGCAAAUGCUGGAAGUGCACCAGUUUGCGCAGGAGGCCGUGGUGGCCGACGCCUGGCUCACGGCCCAGGAGCCCCUGCUGAAGAGCCGCGAGCUGGGCAGCAGCGUGGACGAGGUGGAGCAGCUGAUCCGGCGCCACGAGGCCUUUCGCAAGGCGGCCACCACCUGGGAGGAGAGAUUCAGCUCCCUGCGGCGCCUCACCACGCUGGAGAAGCUGAAGGCCGAGCAGAGCAAGCAGCCGGCCACACCACUCCUGGGCCGCAAAUUCUUGGGGGAGCCCAGCGAGCCAGGCCUCAAGGGCCCGUCGCUGCUGCGCCAGGCCGAGGCAAAGCUGGAGCGUCAGGACCUGCUGCGGGGCCGGCCCCAGGCUCCGGCCCUGCCCAGCGGGGGCCCGGGGGAGCUCGCAGAGGCGCUGGAGCUCAGGGUGGCCUACGUGCGGCAGGAGAUGAAGCCGGAGCGGCUGCAGCCCCGGCUUGACCGCGUGCAGGAGGGCCUGGCCGCUGGCGCCGAGAGGCUCAGGGAGGCGAAGGCGGCGGCUGAGGAGACGCUGGAGGCCAAGCUGAGCCAGCACCUGCAAGUGCCCGCGGCGGGCCCGGUGCUGGUGGAGCUGGCCCAGGUCAGCCGGGCCGAGACGCAGCCGGAGCAGCCGCGGGAGUGGCGCCCGGAGCCCAGUGAGCAGGAGACGCCGCGCCAUGAGCAGGCGGAGAGGCGCCGGGAGCGCCGGGAGCGGCGCCUGGAGCGGCAGGAGUCCAGCGAGCAGGAGACGCCCCGGCACGAGCAGGCGGAGAGGCGCCGGGAGCGGCACGAGCGGCGGCUGGAGCGGCAGGAGUCCAGCGAGCAGGAGACGCCCCGGCACGAGCCCAAAGGGAGUGGCAAGACCACGCUGGCGGAUAUUGUGGAGCAGCUGCAGGAGAAGGAGUCGACCGCGCAGGUGCCGGCCCCGGCCCCGGCCCCGGCCCCGCCCCGCGACUCCCCCACCCGCCUGCCCAACGGCCUCGACCUGCUGCCCGAGAGGACGCCGCGCCCGGAGCGGCCGCGGGCCCGAGACAGGCCCAAGCCCAGGAGGAGGCCGCGGCCCAGGGACCCCAGCCAGCCCCCGGGGGAGAGCCGCAGGUCCCGCUCGGCGCCGGCCCAGAGUGCCCCGCCCCCCCCGCCCCCCACCCACACCGUCCAGCUGGAGGGUUUCCUCUUCCGCAAGCACGAGCUGGAGGCGCCCAACAAGAAGGCCUCUAACAGGUCCUGGGUAAACCUGUACUGCGUCCUGAGCAGAGGGGACCUGGGCUUCUACAAGGAUGCCAAGGGGCAGGCGUCGGGCAGCACCCACGGCGGGGAGCCGCCGCUCCCCCUGCACCAGGCCACCAGCCACGUGGCCACUGACUACAAGAAGAAGAAGAACGUCUUCAAGCUCAAGACCAGCGACGGGAACGAGUUCCUGCUGCAGGCCAAGGACGAGGAGGAGAUGAAGAACUGGCUCCAGGCGCUGGCUGCCUCCGCCGAGGAGCACGCCGAGAUCGCCCGCUGGAGCCAGGCGCUGCUCACCACCUCCUCCACCGACGAAGGCAACCCCCGGCGGGAGGGCGACCGGCGGGCCAGCACGUCCGGCAGGAGGAAGUGAGGUGGCCGGGGCAGUGCCGGGGCAGUGCCGGGGCAGUGCCGGGGCAGAGGGGAGCCGCGCCCCCCCACGGUCUGCAGCGUCCCUGCGCGCCACGCGCCGAGCCAGCCCCUCCGUCUGCACACGUCCCGGACAGCCCCCGCCCGCUGCAGGAGGGGGCCCAUGGGGAGAGGGGAGCCCGGGCGCUGGAAGGACGCCAGCACCACUCUGUUCGCCGUCCGGUGCCAGGAGUCCAGCCCGGGUCAGCCGGCCCGGCUCCUCGCCACGGGAUGAUAUAUGCAAAACCGGCCCCGCGUGAGGCUGGGGGGGAAACUCCACCGGACUCAGAGACUCUGUGCAGUGGGGAAGGGCCUCUCCACUUCAUUUCAUCCCCUGGGGGGCACGCAGGAGCCUCCCCCUCCCUGCGUGGGGCGGGGCCCAGAGAGGGGCCGGCAGUUCUGGUCCCUCCCCGGGCUGGGAAGCCGCUGGGUGUUUCAGGGCGGGGGAGGGGGUGCUUUUCGGACAGAUGCUCCCCGGGGGGUUAAGCAUUUUGGGUCAUUCACAUAAGGGAACCGGGCACCUGGCCCUCGCUCAGCCCACUAUGGACAUGGGCCCGUUGCACGGGGGCCGGGUUCCGAGCACACGCAGCGCUGGGUUUCCACGGCUCUCGGGGCCGGUUGCACGAGGGCCGGGUUCCGAGCACACGCAGCGCUGCGUUUCCAUGGCUCUCGGGGCCUGUCGCACGAGGGCCGAGUUCCGAGCACACGCAGCGCUGCCUUUCCACGGCUCUCGGGGCCCGUUGCACGGGGGCCGGGUUCCGAGCACACGCAGCGCUGCCUUUCCACGGCUCUCGGGGCCUGUCGCACGGUGGGUGGGUUCUGAGCACACGCAGCGCUGCGUUUCCAUGGCUCUUGGGGCCUGUUGCAUGGGGGGCGGGUUCCGAGCACACGCAGGGCUGGGUUUCCACGGCUCUCGGGGCCCGUUGCACGGGGGCCGGGUUCCGAGCACACGCAGCGCUGCGUUUCCACGGCUCUCGGGGCCUGUCGCACGAGGGCCGAGUUCCGAGCACACGCAGCGCUGAGUUUCCACGGCUCUCGGGGCCUGUCGCACGGGGGCCGGGUUCCGAGCACACGCAGCGCUGGGUUUCCACGGCUCUCGGGGCCUGUCGCACGGGGGCCGGGUUCCGAGCACACGCAGCGCUGGGUUUCCACGGCUCUCGGGGCCUGUCGCACGGGGGCCGGGUUCCGAGCACACGCAGCGCUGGGUUUCCACGGCUCUCGGGGCCUGUCGCACGGGGGCCGGGUUCCGAGCACACGCAGCGCUGGGUUUCCACGGCUCUCGGGGCCUGUCGCACGGGGGCCGGGUUCCGAGCACACGCAGCGCUGGGUUUCCACGGCUCUCGGGGCCUGUCGCACGGGGGCCGGGUUCCGAGCACACGCAGCGCUGCGUUUCCACGGCUCUCGGGGCCUGUCGCACGAGGGCCGAGUUCCGAGCACACGCAGCGCUGCGUUUCCACGGCUCUCGGGGCCCGUUGCACGGGGGCCGGGUUCCGAGCACACGCAGCGCUGCGUUUCCACGGCUCUCGGGGCCUGUUGCACGGGGGCCGGGUUCUGAGCACACGCAGCGCUGAGUUUCCAUGGCUCUUGGGCCCGUUGCACGGCGGGUCGAUUCUGAGUACACGCAGCUCUGGGUCUGGACAGCUCUCGGGGCCUGUCGCACGGCGGGUCGGUUCUGAGCACACGCAGCACUGGGUUUGCACAGCUCUCGGGGCCCGUCGCACGGGGGCAGGUUCCAAGCACACACAGCACUGGGUUUCCACGGCUCUCGGGGCCUGUCGCACAAGGGCCGGGUUCUGAGCACACGCAGCGCUGCGUUUCCACGGCUCUUGGGGCCUGUUGCACGGGGGCCGGGUUCCGAGCACACGCAGCGCUGCGUUUCCACGGCUCUCGGGGCCUGUCGCACGGGGGCCGGGUUCCGAGCACACGCAGCACUGCGUUUCCAUGGCUCUCGGGGCCUGUUGCACGGUGGGUGGGUUCUGAGCACACGCAGCGUUGGGUUUCCAUGGCUCUCGGGGCC
Messenger RNA from Mauremys mutica (yellowpond turtle), 9821 nucleotides. RefSeq names its product spectrin beta, non-erythrocytic 4 (gene SPTBN4). Lineage: Eukaryota; Metazoa; Chordata; Testudines; Geoemydidae. Gene Ontology annotation, molecular function: phospholipid binding; actin filament binding; structural constituent of cytoskeleton. The record is from RefSeq and is a predicted model, not a curated record. The transcript is spliced from 36 exons. Bases 132 to 7769 code for a protein of 2545 amino acids. Gene Ontology annotation, cellular component: cell junction; plasma membrane; spectrin. Gene Ontology annotation, biological process: actin cytoskeleton organization.